This is a messenger RNA of Suillus subalutaceus, 945 nucleotides long. RefSeq names its product kinase-like protein. The coding region runs from base 1 to 945 and encodes 314 amino acids. The transcript is spliced from 7 exons. Lineage: Eukaryota; Fungi; Basidiomycota; Agaricomycetes; Boletales; Suillaceae. Gene Ontology annotation, biological process: intracellular signal transduction; protein phosphorylation. The record is from RefSeq and is a predicted model, not a curated record. Gene Ontology annotation, cellular component: cytoplasm. Gene Ontology annotation, molecular function: protein serine/threonine kinase activity; ATP binding.
AUGGAAGCCCCAGCUUCGGAGGCAAACGACGUUUUCUCUCUCUCAGAUCAUCUUCUUGCAGAACGACUUCAGUUCGUCAAAGAGAUCGGCUUCGGAAACUGGGGCAGCGUUUGGCUGUGCCGUCCCAAAUCCAGUUCCUCAUCUAACAAGCACAAGGACGUUGAAGUAGCUGUUAAGCUCGUCCACCGCUCCAAGACCAGCACAACGGCCGCCCGUGUGCGUUCGCUAUGGAACGAGAUGAAGAUUGUGCGCUCAUUCAAGGCCGACCCGCAUCCCUCGAUCAUCCCAUUUCACUCGUUUAUCAUCACUCCGUCAUAUGCGCUUAUCACGAUGGCACAUCUACCAACCCUCGUCCCCGUUGAGGUAUCCGAACCCCGCGCAAAAGAAUGGUUCCGCUCACUGUUGAGUGGCGUCCACUUCCUGCACGAGCGUGGGGUCGUGCAUAACGAUAUCAAACCUGCCAACAUCCUGCUCUCCCACAAGAAUAUACCCGUAUUGGUCGAUUUUGGGUUUGCAGAGAAGUACGACCUUUCUUCCCCUAAAGCAUUCCAUAGUAAUUUGACAUACGGCACCCCUGAGUAUCUCUCUCCAGAACGCGCUCGUGGCCUUCCCCAUGACACCCGGAAGUCUGACAUAUGGUCACUUGGUGUCACCUUUUUCGAGAUAUUGGUUGGUCGUACGCCGUUUGAGUAUGAAGAGGGCGAGCAGUUUGCAAGCAAAGCAGACUUGGAGAAGUACUGGGGCAGGACAAUGCGCGGCAAAUGGGUAGGCUCGUACACCAUUCCCAGGCCCGCGGAGAAGCUCCUCAAGCGCAUGAUUGUUCCCAAUGCAGAUUUGAGGUGUACGGCGAAACAGGCCAUGGCUGAUAUAUAUUGGCAGGCUGCAGCUGCAACGGCAGUUCCAGACAAACAUGCACAUAGUAAGUCGCGUUGUAUCCUCGUCUGA